Molecule: messenger RNA, 894 nt
Organism: Necator americanus (New World hookworm)
Lineage: Eukaryota; Metazoa; Nematoda; Chromadorea; Rhabditida; Ancylostomatidae
Exons: 10
Coding region: 1-894 (297 amino acids)
Source: RefSeq, a predicted model, not a curated record
AUGAAGAAUGGAAGAUCUGGCGAAGACGAUGGAAUUAGCGCAGAAAUCUCGAAUUCUCUUCCUCCUUCUUGGAUUCGUGUGAUGAUGAAGAUGCAGGAAAGAUGGAAGCUCUGCAGGCGCAAAAAAGUCGUGUUGGUUAUGCGAAUUAGAAACUCUCUGCUUACCCCGCUACAUAUAACUUUUAUAAGAGAAGCCAGUAUCGCGGAAGAAGGCAGCACACAAAGUUGCUUCCGUUGCGCUGGAAUCAAAGAAAACAUGGAAAGUGUGACUUCGAACGGCGAGACGUUGUCAUCAGCACAACAAGAAGCUGACGGAAGUGAUUCUUGUUUGUCAGUGACAAGAAGGAGAAUCAAUGCCGGAUAUUCACAGGGUACGCCAACAUGCUGUUGCUGCAGAUUCAUGACAGUCCUUGUGUUUCUUCUAGUACAACUAGUUUCGUUUGCUGCAUUGUUGCUCGUUGGGUUUAUAUUUGUGUACAAAAGAUUUGUAUACGGAAUGGUUAUUACGAGCGUUGCGAUCCUUAUCUCAAUUUACGGAGUAUAUGGUGUAUAUCAACAUAGAGCCAAUGAAGUGUUCGUAGUCGGUGUUCUCGAGAUCCUACAUGGCGUUUAUCUCGUUGUAAACAUAGGUCUAUUAAUGAUUUCGUAUUUUAGAGAGGAUGGAGAAAAAGCUAUGAUAGAAAUACUUUACGAUGCCGACAAAGUUGAUGAGAAGGAAGACUUUGCGGCAGCCGCAUCUGCAGUAUACGCAUUAGCGCUAACUGCGGAAAUUACCCCAGGAACUCUUUCCUUGGUCACUGGUAUCCUGUGUUUUAAAUUUCGAAAGCUCUACAAAAGAGAACAUCUCGAUACAACUCCGUUUCUGAAUGGUGUCGAAGACGAAAAUGUUCCAUAA